Messenger RNA from Anarrhichthys ocellatus (wolf-eel), 1597 nucleotides. Its product is annotated as cGMP-dependent protein kinase 1-like. Lineage: Eukaryota; Metazoa; Chordata; Actinopteri; Perciformes; Anarhichadidae. The transcript has 9 exons. Bases 513 to 1586 code for a protein of 357 amino acids. Gene Ontology annotation, biological process: protein phosphorylation. The record is from RefSeq and is a predicted model, not a curated record. Gene Ontology annotation, molecular function: ATP binding; cGMP-dependent protein kinase activity.
AGUCUCAGUUGGAGCACGCUCAGUUGGACUCCUUCCAAGUCAGACACCCACAGACCUGCAGUCCGGAUCUGAAGAGUCUUAGACGAAGAGUACCGUCCGAAAUCGAUCAAGACUUCAAAGAAGGUCUGAUGACGUCCUCUGGACUCUGACGGCGUCCCGCUCGGAUCAGGAAGAUCUGGCAACCUCACCGGUCCCACCAGACCAGAACCUCGGAUCUCUAUCGACACCAUCAGCCCGACCCUCACCAUGUGAUCCUGGAGUGGAGCUCUUCUUUGGAGACGCUCUCUUACAGACCGAACGUUCUCCUGAUGACUGAAAACCUUUAGUUCUUUGACCAAGAAACUUCGUCCCAAAACUUUGAAGGAUUUGUUUUUGUCUGUAGAAUAAAGGACUAGACCUUGAAGACCAUCUGGUGGAUUGAAGUCCACCUUUUUCUGCCAUCAAAGAGUCUUCAGAGAAGAGAAGAACGAGAGUUUUUCUAAUCGAUACUCGUAAAUAAACUCUUUCUAGAGAUGAGAGAGCUGCUUCUCCUCCCAGCAAGGCAGCAGAGAGCUGCAUACUCUUCCUCCUCUUCGUCUUCCUCCACCCCCAUCACCUCCUUCUCCAUCCAAACCUCCAAGAAGUUCCCGUUCUUCCAUGUCGUCAAAUGCUGCAGGUACGAGGCGGAGAACGCCUUCUUCUCCAGUCUGAAGCUGAAGGACUUCAACAUCAUCGACACCCUCGGAGUCGGAGGCUUCGGACGCGUCGAGCUGGUGCAGCUGAAGAACGAGGAGGCGAAGACUUUCGCCAUGAAGAUCCUGAAGAAGCGUCACAUCGUCGACACGAGACAACAGGAACACAUCCGCUCUGAGAAACACAUCAUGACCGAGGCGCACUCCGACUUCAUCGUCAGGUUGUACCGGACGUUUAAAGACAGUAAAUAUCUGUACAUGCUGAUGGAGGCCUGUCUGGGAGGAGAGCUGUGGACAAUACUGAGAGACAGGGGUUCGUUUGAAGAUUCAACCACCAGGUUCUACACAGCCUGUGUGGUCGAAGCCUUCGCCUACCUGCAUGCCAAAGGCAUCAUAUACAGAGACCUGAAGCCUGAAAAUCUCAUCCUGGACAGCCGGGGAUACGCCAAGCUGGUGGACUUUGGUUUUGCCAAGAAGAUUGGUUUCUGUAAGAAGACGUGGACGUUCUGCGGGACGCCGGAGUAUGUCGCUCCAGAGAUCAUCCUCAACAAAGGUCACGAUGUCUCAGCAGACUACUGGUCUCUGGGUAUCCUGAUGUACGAGCUGCUGACCGGCAGUCCCCCGUUUUCAGGUCCAGAUCCAAUGAAAACCUACAACGUCAUCCUGAGAGGCAUCGACAUGAUCGAGUUCCCCAAGAAGAUCACCAAGAACGCCGCCAACCUCAUCAAGAAGCUCUGCAGAGAUAAUCCCUCAGAGAGACUUGGAAACCUGAAAAACGGAGUCAAAGACAUCCAGAAGCACAAGUGGUUUGAAGGUUUUAACUGGGAGGGUCUGAGGAAAGGAACUCUGACUCCACCCAUCACACCUGACGUGAGUCGAAGUAGAAUUCAUGUUAGACCAAUCAGGGCUCAGUAAAUGUUCUGAAU